CAGAGGUCCCUAGAUCUUUAAAGUGGGAUCUGACAUACUCAACAGAAGUUACGACACUGAAAAUGACACGCUAUUGUAAUCGGAAUAUGACACAACAGCUGCUGAGCUGGAAGUUAAGGUGUCGGCGAAAAGAAGUGACUGGACUUUAAAGGCGAGGCGAGGGAGAGCUUUUUCUGACUGGAUCUUUACGUGCAUAUCUCAGAAGAUCUCCUGAACCCCUUAGAAGAUGCUCAUGCUCUCUGCCUCAAGAAAUACUUUGUCUCCACCAGCAACAUUCAGCAGUAGUCGAGCUGAGGUGUAAUUUUCCCGUGCAGUUAUCCAGUUUAGGUAGAUUUCAGUGACUGCUCCCCUCUUCAACCUGAACAUAAUGGUCUAGUCCUGCUGUGAGGGCAUAACAAUGGCAUCCAUGGUUUCCAAUGGCAACCAAGGUGGCCAGUCACUGGUCCUGAAAGAUGUGGACCCUGAAACAUGCAUGAUCGUGUUCAAGAACCACUGGGCGCAGGUGGUGAAGAUUCUAGAGAAGCACGACCCCUUACGAAAUAAUGUGGGUGGCCUGGGAGGAGGUCACAGUCUUGGAGGAGGCGGGGGACUGGGUAGCCUCCGCUUCGGCCCGAUCCCUGGUGAUGAGGCCAGCGCCGUGCAGAACUACGUAGAGCACAUGCUCUUCCUCCUGAUGGAGGAGGAUUGUGGUCAGAGUGGAGCCAUGGGGCCCAUCCUGGAGUUUGUGGUGAUGGAGAAUGUGUUGGAGAGACUGUUUAUCUGGAGCCUGAGGAGAGAAUUCACUGACGAUAUGAAAUUAGAGCAGCUGAAGAUGUACGAGAUGUUGAUCGGACAAGCCAGGCAGCCGUUACUACAUCAUAAACCUGUGCUCAGGCCCUUGAUGAUGCUUCUGUCAUCCUGCUCUGGCUCCCCAUCUGGUCCGAGCUCCUCAGCUGUGGAGGCAGAACUGGUGCUGCUCCUGAAUCAACUGUGCUGUGUCCUGGCUAAAGACCCGUCUGUCCUGGAGCUGUUUUUCCAUACGAGUGAGGACCAAGGGGCAGCUAACUUCCUAAUCUUCUCCCUGCUUAUUCCUUUCAUACACAGAGAAGGGUUGGUCGGACAGCAGGCCAGAGAUGCACUCCUGCUCAUUAUGGCUCUCUCUGCUGAGAACCAUGUUGUUGCCAAACACAUUGCAGAGAAUACCUACUUCUGUCCGGUUUUGGCCACAGGUCUGAGUGGACUCUACUCCUCCUUGCCUACUAAGCUGGAUGUCCCUAGUGAGGACUGGCACUGUCUGCACCGUGAGGACUGGCAGCAGCUGCCUGCUCUUGUGCAGUUUCUUAAUUCCCUGGAGUUCUGCAACGCAGUCAUACAGGUGGCCCAUACUUCUAUCAGAGACCAGCUGGUGGGCUACAUCCAUAAUGGUUUUCUGGUACCUGUUCUAGCACCAGCAUUACACAAGUUAACACUUGAAGAGGUGAUGACCACAACAGCAUACCUGGACUUGUUCAUACGAAGUGUGUCUGAACCCGCCCUGCUACACACCUUCCUCAGCUUCAUCCUCCUCCAUCGCCAUGACAACGUACACAUUUUGGACACACUGGUUAGCCGCAUCAAUACUCCGUUUCAGCUUGGCACUGUAUCACUGGCUCUGUUCCGCACUCUCAUUGGCUUGUACUGUGAGGAUGUCAUGCUCCAGAUGAUUUUCAAGUACCUGAUCCCUUGUAACCACAUGAUGUUGAGCCAGCGCAGAGUUCUGAGAGAGAGAGACUGUUACUCCGUUUCAGGCGCUAAGUUUCUGGCCCUUACACCCUCCUGCUGCUCUCCAGAGAUCAUCCCUCCUCCACUUAGACAGAUGGACUCCAUCCUGUGGUCAAAAAGCACCGAUGGCUCUCAUACAGGAAAUAUGGAAUCAGAGGAGGUCCUCUCAGAGGAGGAUGACUGUGGUCACUCCUGCGUCAUUGGCUCCGAGAUCCACCUGGAUGUCAGUUACCUGCACUACCUGUACGAUGCUCGAAACAGCAUUAAAAACUGCACGCGAGCAUGCCGUGUGUGGUCGGCACCUUACGAUGGCGAGAACCCCCCUCCAGAAGAGUACCAGCCCAGUACCCUGGAGGAGGCAGGUAGGACUCGCCCACCGAUUACCAGCAGGAAAACGCAUCCCCAAACUCAGAUGCAUCGCUCUGGUCCACCCCACAAAGAUCUUGCUGCUGCUCCUGGAUUGUUGGAGCUGGAGUGGGAUGAUAGUUAUGAUGCUUGUCCAACACAAACCCAAUCAGAGGAAAAUCUUGAGACUCAUCCCAUCCCGGAAGAGCCCCCAAAACACAUCCAAGAACUGCGGAGAACUGCUAUUAUGCUUGUGAAAGGCUCUUACAUCGAAGAGUCUGAGUUUCAGAAUGAUGUUAUGGUCUAUGACCUGGUAGCUCAGAAGGAUGUCAAUGACUCUGGUGACAGCUAUCGUGCCCCAUCCAAACUUACUGAAAAAACAAAGCUGGACGAGUCUGGUGAACCAAUAGCUUAUCAAAAGAUUCCAAAUUCAGACUCCUCAAUGAGCAAUGGCUUAAGCCUCCCUUUGAACCACACAGAGAGUAAUAAGAGAGGGGGAGUCCAUGAACAAUCAAAUCAAAAGUCUGUGACCCCAGAAGGAGAGGACCUCAUGGCCCAGUAUGAGGAGCUGAUAAGGACUCUGGGUGUACAGUCCGGUAGUCCAGCAAAAGCAGACAGUGAACCUAAGAGUCCCACAGACCACAUGGAGUAUGAUGAAGAUGAGGUUGACUUUAAUUCUUUCUCACCAGAGACACCAGAGGCAGAAAAGAUACCAUCUCCUAUUGGGACCAAACCCCGCAGUGGGAGUAGGGGUCACGCUGUGCCCUUUACAGGGCCAUUUGUAAGUGUGUUGCUGUCUCGUCUAGAAAACAUGCUGAAUAACUCUCUCCACGUGAACCUACUUCUGACCGGCAUCCUGGCCCAGUUAUCUGCUUACCCUCAACCCCUCCUGCGCUCCUUCCUCCUAAACACCAACAUGGUGUUCCAGCCCAGUGUCCGCUCACUCUACCAGGUCCUGGCCUCAGUGAAGAACCAGAUAGAGGAGUUGUUAGUGACCCGUAAAGACAUCCCAGAGCUCCUAAUUGCAGCUCAGCACUGUUUGUUGGCCAGAGAGAGUUCAUUCAGAGGUCAAGACUCUGAAAGUCCAAAGAUUGGAGAUCGCCUCUGUGGUUCUGAAGCAGACAGAACCAAGAAGAACCCAGCUAUCCAACCCAAAACUGUGGUUCCCACAAAUAGAACUGAGAUCUAUGCCACAGUUCUUUUCACAGAGUUCCUCAAAGAACUGGCUGCCAUUGCACAAGAACACUCCAUCAUUUCUCAUCUUACCAUGGAGGAAUAGUCUUUCCACUGUAUUUCCUUGCUUUGAUGUUGAACCUCUCAAGAUAUUUUAAAUGAAUUGUAGUUUUUAUUGAAAGCACUAUUUUGUCAAUACCUCUAAAUUUGUGUCUUGAGUCUUGAUAUUGUUAAUGGGGCAUUCUUAUCAGCAUAUACAUUUUUCUCAAGUGGUGUGAACAGUUGUAGUUUCAUCAUUUGGUUAUGCAUUACCAACCCCUAUUUUCCAGCAACAGAGCCCUAUUAUCACUCAAUCAGUAUCACAUACCAGAAAUCAGUCACAAGAUUUGCCUUCAUUUGUCUAUAGUGGCUUGCAUUGACACUAAAUGCUGAAACUCCAGGCAAAAACCAAAGAGGAAUGGCCACUCAGCCAUAGAGCAAGAGGUGGGAACUGUCAUGGAAAGCACAAAUGAGAAAGGCUUUUGAUUGUGAUGUUCAUAAUAAUACGUCCUUUGACUGUGACAAGAGGACAACUGUGUGUUCUGCUGACUGUUGAUGUCUUUUGCAGGAUUGUUCACAUGAUGGCCUUAUUCGAAGUGUGCCUAUUCUUUUAGUCCUUAAUACUUUCAAGAUGAACUUUUUUUGCAAACCUAUAUGGUCAAAUUUGACAAGACUGACCAAAUGGAACGCUGCAUUUUAUCUCACGUUGCAUGUUAAGAAAUUAUUCUUGCAAAGUUGUUCUAUUUCCUUGUAGAGCAUCACUGAUAUACAUUUUUACUGAUAUUGGAUAUCUUAGGAAUCUCAGAUUUUCUAUGCAGCAUGUGUUGUUAAUUUACAUGUUUGAAACAAGCAACAUAUGGAAUUGUUAGGAUGAUGUAUAUUUCUUCAGAGGGGGUAAGAUAUUAAAACAGUUACAUUGAGAGAAAUUCAUAUUUUUUCACAAACAUAUUUCAUUUGAAAUAUUUCCUGUUUUUUUCAUUUCUGUUCUGUGUCUGUUUGAUUGCACAGCUUUAGAAUUGUAGGUGAUUUUGCUGAAGCAUAGUUAGGAAGAGGUUUGAUAUUCACCUGUCAGGAGCAAUUGUUAUGCUGUACUAGUUUGUUUCCUUUAUUGCACAGUUUGGAUCUUUGUCUUAUUAAUGUUUAUGAAGAAAGAACUGAAGAUUCCUUCAGUUCUAAUGUAUCUAAAUUACACUGCAUGGCCCAAAAAAGUCGCCGUUUGGAUUUAAAUAAUGGUUAUGAUCUGGGGUUGCUUCAAUUAGU
This is a messenger RNA of Myxocyprinus asiaticus (Chinese sucker), 4557 nucleotides long. RefSeq names its product FHF complex subunit HOOK interacting protein 1Aa (gene fhip1aa). The record is from RefSeq and is a predicted model, not a curated record. Bases 398 to 3364 code for a protein of 988 amino acids. The transcript has 13 exons. Lineage: Eukaryota; Metazoa; Chordata; Actinopteri; Cypriniformes; Catostomidae.